AUGGCAGAUCUAGAGGACGCAGGACCAGUUGAUUCGUCGGUCCUGACAGAGAAGCAUCUCCAUAUGUCUGGAUUUAUCAGGACGUUGCUCGAUCUUCUACGACAAGCCGGAUUCUACUACAUAUCACUUCUUAGGCACGUGCAGCUAGAUCAGGUUUUGUUAGGAGCUAUGAUUGAGAGAUGGAGACGAGAGACACAUACUUUCCACUUCCGCCAUGGUGAAAUUACAAUUACACUUCAUGAUAUUGCGGUUAUUUCUGGUCUUCAUGUGGAUGGUGAGCCCGUGACUGGUACUACACUGCACCCGUGGUCGGAUAUUUGUCAGGCACUUUUAGGAGCUGUGCCAGAUGACAUCAUGGCUGGUCAGAUCAGACUGGAUUGGUUAUAUCAGUAUUACUACCACAUACAAUUGGAUGCCCCCCCUCUUUCAGGUGUUUUGAGACCUUGUUGCAGAUGA
Messenger RNA from Ananas comosus (pineapple), 456 nucleotides. RefSeq names its product protein MAIN-LIKE 1-like. The record is from RefSeq and is a predicted model, not a curated record. The transcript is spliced from 2 exons. Bases 1 to 456 code for a protein of 151 amino acids. Gene Ontology annotation, biological process: meristem maintenance; meristem development. Lineage: Eukaryota; Viridiplantae; Streptophyta; Magnoliopsida; Poales; Bromeliaceae.